GCGCUGCGCGUCGCGGAGCUUCGAGCCGCCGGUCCGGCACGUCGCGUCUCGUCACGCCGCGUCACUGCGUCACUGCGUCACUCGGAGUGACACCGGGCCCACCCCCACCGGGGACACCGGCAAUCAGCUGCUCCGAUGUGAGCGGCGGCCUGCCGUCCCGACCAACUGUGCAGCGCCGCCGAGGAGACCAGCAAGAAGAAGUGGGAGGAGGAAUUCCCCGACGACGUCCUCAUUGUGCACCUGCCGCCGCGCCGCCGCGCCGCAGACGCUUUAAAAAGGGAUCGGCCGAUACCAGGACGUCGACGCGCCGCCACGCUCCGCCAAUGCCUCAAUAAUCAACCAGUGAACCGCGAGACGGCGCGAGCCGCGUGAUCGCCAACAGUGCAGUGCCGUGCCUGGCCGUGCCGCGAGUGCAGUGUGGUGACGACAUGAAGUGCGCCGUGCUGCUGGUGGUGGCGCUCGCCGCCCUGGGCGGCCACGCCGUCCCCGCCGACGUCCCGGACAAGCACGGCGUGGCGGUGGACGCGGCCGCCUGCGCCGACGUGCACGGAUACUUCGCGGCCAGGAACCUGUCAACGGCCGUCCCGGAAUCACCGGUUGAUGGUGCGGCGCUGCAGGUGUGCGGCGCGUCGCGGAGCUGCUGCACUGUCGCCAUGGAGGACGCCCUGCGCAGCCAGGUGCACCGGGACUUCGCCGCCCUCGUGCACCACAACUCCAAGGCCACCCAGGACGUGCUGGCCACCGCGUCCGCCAGCCUCAGGGACCACCUGGUGCGGCUGGCGCGCUGGUCCGAGGGCAAGACGCUGACGCUGUUCGCGCAGGUGUACAAGCGCAUGGCGCUGCUGGCGAACGAGCCCAUCCACUCGCUGUACGCCGACAUCGUGCGCUACCUGGACACGCCGGCCCCGCAGCAGGCCGCGCAGGGCGCCGCGGAGGCGGCCUGGCUGUCGUCGCCGCCGCAGGGGCUCUCCAUGACGGACUCCGUCAACAGGUUCUUCGCCAAGCUGUUCCCGCUCACCUUCCACACGGCGGCGCAGCCGAUGAAGCGGGGCGGCGCGCCGCAGCGGCAGCUGGAGGCGACGUACGAGCAGUGCCUGUCGUCCAGGAUGGCCGAGGUGCAGCCCUUCGGCGAGGCGCCGCGCGCCUUGGCACACAGCCUGAGCCGCGCCCUGGAGGCGGCCAGGGUGCUGCUGGGCGUGCUCAGCAUCGGCGCCGACGUGCUCAACGCCACGGACUCCAUGCUCAUCGACGACCCGGCCUCAGGCUCGGCGUGCCCGGCGGUGCUGCUGCGACUGUGGGCGUGCCCGCGGUGCGCGGGGCUCGGCGAGGCGGUGCGCCCGUGCCAGGGCUACUGCCUCAACGUGCUGCGGGGCUGCGUGACGGAGCGCACCUCGGACCUGGACGAGCCCUGGGCCUCGUUCGUGGAGGCCGCCGCCAAGCUGGCCGGCUCGGCGGCCGCGGCGCCGCCGUUCCCCGGCAGGCCGAGGGACACCGCGCGCGCCGCGCCGUACCAGCUCAACGCGGAGGAGGCCAUCCGCCAGAUGGAGAACAAGAUCUCGGAGGCCAUCAUGUUCGCCAUGGAGCACGGCCCCGCCGUCGAACGGAAGAUGAAGUCGGCUUGCGGGCCGCCCAAGUGGGUGGAGGUGGCCGCCGACGCGGUGCCUUCGACGACGCCGUGGCCCUGGUGGGGCCGCAACCCGUACCCACUGGCUGACGACGUGCUUGGCGUCGGCGGCGAGGGUCCGCUCGGGUCGCCGGCGUCGCCCGCCUCCGCCGUGCACUUCGCCAAGACGCUGCGCGAGCUGCAGGAGUCGCUGCUGAGGAGCCGCUCCUUCUACGCGGACCUGGCCGACGUGCUGUGUGCGGACGAGGGCUUCGCGUCCAAGAACUCGCAGCCCUGUUGGAACGGCCAGCGAGUCGGAGAGUACACCAAGACGGUAGUGGCCGCGUCGGUGAGCGCGCAGCGCUACAACCCCGAGCUGCCGUGGGGGUCGCACGGCGCCACCGAGGCCAUCCCGCACCUAGGCGACCAGCUUCGCCACCUGCGGCAGCUGGUGCUGAGCCAGCUGGCCGAGCUGGCCACGGUGCCGGAGUCGGACUCGUUCGUCCGCGACGAGGAGGGCUACGAGGCCGAGGCAGAGGGCAGCGCUGCUGGCGGCGCGAGCGGCGCCGUGGGCCGCGGCCACUACGCGCCCGGCACCUGGAGCGACGACGAGGACCACGACAGCUGGAACGUGCCCUCCGAGGGCUCCGGCAUGGAGGGCUCCGGCGACGAAGGCCCGUCAGUCGAUGCCAACAAUGUGGACUCCAACAGCAACUGGACCACGGACGGUGGGCACGCCGGGUCGAAGCAGUCCUCGUCUCCCGGCAGAGGGGCGGAGGCCGGCAAGGACAAGGCUAGCGGGGCCGGCCACCUGCAGCUGUCUGCCUGCACAGUCGUCUUAUGGAUGUUCUCGACGAGAGUGCUCAGGCUAGCCGCACUGUAGUCUAGGACUACCAUCCAGUGCUUGGAUUGAACCCUCCCGCGUGGAAGUCAGUUUAAAUGGGUGUGUUCUGUGUAUGUGAUUGUUUGUAUGUUUGUGUGUGUGUCCGUGUGUGAGUGAGUGUCCGUGUGUAUUUAGAGAGGAAUGAAUUGAAUGAAUGAAUGAAUGGUGCAGACGAAGGUCGAGCUAAUGUUAUAUUGUAUUGCAAUGAUGGUAUUGUGGCCAAGUGUUGUUUCUUGGCUCAUUUGGUACUUCCAGAGCAGCCAAGUGUCAAUUAAGGGCAAGCUGUGGGUGUGAGUUUGACAUGUUUUUAAAAUGCAAUGUCUCUAUCGUACAAUACUGUACAAAUGCAACAAAUUGCACUCCCUUUUAUGUUUUAUUUGUCAAAAUAGUCACAAAAUCUUACGCACCUCUAGAAAUGCAUGUAGUUUGAUGUAAUGCCUCCGGCGCCGUGUUGUCUUUUUGGUGGUUGUUGUUGGUUUUCAAGAAAAUUCAAAUUUAAUACCAGUUUUAUUUAUGUGAAUGGUCUCUUCUUCAUCUCUAAUGCUUGUCUUAAUCUUGAGAGCCUUGGUUGCCAUGUUAGUAUUUCUGACAAGAACUGAGUUCAACUGAGCCUUUUACAGACAUUAAAAAGUCUGAAAUGUGAAUGAUACUUAGCAGUUGUUAAUGUUGAUAAUUAGUCAGUGUUUAUGCUGUGAUUAAGUGCUGUAGAUUAUGUUUAUGCAUAUGUUCAUUUUAAAUAUUUGGUUGAGAUUCAAGUGUAAUUUAUUUAUAACCAAACCGAAUUUGGUUGCAUUAAUUUUUCUAUUCAGUUGAUAAAUUGAACAUUUCAAAGCAAGUAUGGAUAUGUCUUAUACUGCCAGGAUCAUAUCACAAUUCAUAAACUUUCAUUCAAAUAAGAUUGGAUUUAUUUCAGUUGUUCUGUAGAAGGGCCAAUUCAAGAGCAAAGGUAUAGUUUCACAAUUUUUAAAUUUCUAGUCCUGCCUAUGUGAACUCCUGUUUUGAGCCUUCAAAAUUCAGAAGUAUCUUGUUGCUUAAAUUAUUCUAUAAGAAAACGUUAUUGACACAAUUUAGUUGUUUUAAACUGUCUGAAAUUUAGAUUGCACCACUCUCAAAUUUCAUUUUUGUCUGGUGGCUGUCUCUUUAUCACCUGUGAUAACAAGUGGAUAAGUUUAUCAAAAUCAUCAAAUGUGUAUGAGAUUUGAGUAUAUGAUAUUUUUCUAGGACUAUAAAUGUUUGUGCCAUAUAUGAUAUACAUGUAUAUUUGC
Messenger RNA from Thrips palmi, 3751 nucleotides. It is a transcript of the gene dally, whose product is annotated as division abnormally delayed protein. NCBI's taxonomy places the organism in Eukaryota, Metazoa, Arthropoda, Insecta, Thysanoptera, Thripidae. The transcript is spliced from 8 exons. Bases 429 to 2486 code for a protein of 685 amino acids. Gene Ontology annotation, cellular component: cell surface; extracellular region; plasma membrane. The record is from RefSeq and is a predicted model, not a curated record. Gene Ontology annotation, biological process: cell migration; positive regulation of canonical Wnt signaling pathway; regulation of protein localization to membrane.